UUGAAAAUACACCUAGAGGAAGAUCCAGGAAGUGCGGGAGUUAUUUUAUGGCCAAAUAUCCUUCCUGACUGCUGUCCUGCUGUAAAUUGAGCUAUUAUAAUUAAACCAGGCGAAAAUAUGCGUCUGAUUUUGAGCUCAGUAUAUUGAUAUUUGGAUUUAAUCGCGAAAAUUAAACAGUCAAAUAGCGUAUGCACUUGUUUUUGAAGGCCACUUGGUAAAAGGUAUCGGAGCGAUAGAGAAUCGCACAGCCACCUGUAGCUGAGCGCAGCAGCAGCAGCUGUCAAUCAGGUGAUCUAUGAUCGCACAGCAGUGACAGCAAACGCGCCUACCUGACACUCGUCCAUCAGACAUGAGCUUCUUCGGCUUCGGACAGACCGCUGAGAUCGACAUCGUGCUGAAUGACGCCGAGACCAGGAAGAAAGCUGAGCACAAGACUGAAGAUGGGAAAAAGGACAAAUAUUUCCUUUUCUAUGACGGUGAAACUGUAAGUGGGAAAGUUAAUGUGACUCUCAAAAUUCCUGGAAAGAGGCUGGAGCACUAUGGGAUCAAAAUCGAGUUUGUCGGGCAGAUUGAGCUGUACUAUGACAGAGGGAACCACCAUGAGUUUGUGUCAUUGGUGAAGGAUCUUGCACGACCUGGUGAGCUUUCACAGUCUCAGACCUUUGACUUUGAGUUCACCCAUGUGGAAAAGCCCUAUGAAUCUUACACUGGCCAGAAUGUCAAACUAAGAUACUUUCUGAGAGCGACAAUCAGCAGAAGACUCAAUGAUAUCAGUAAAGAGAUGGAUAUUGUAGUGCAGACGCUGUGCACAUACCCAGAGCUCAACUCCUCCAUCAAGAUGGAAGUUGGAAUUGAAGAUUGUCUCCAUAUUGAGUUUGAAUACAACAAAUCCAAGUACCACCUGAGGGAUGUUAUCGUAGGGAAGAUUUAUUUCCUUCUUGUGAGGAUAAAGAUUAAGCACAUGGAAAUCGAUAUAAUAAAACGGGAAACAACUGGAACAGGACCCAGUGUGUACCAUGAAAAUGACACCAUCGCCAAAUAUGAGAUCAUGGAUGGGGCACCUGUGAGAGGCGAGUCGAUCCCCAUCCGCUUAUUUCUCGCUGGAUAUGAGUUAACUCCCACCAUGAGGGACAUCAACAAGAAGUUCUCUGUGCGCUACUACCUGAACCUAGUCCUUAUAGAUGAAGAAGAGCGACGAUACUUCAAACAACAGGAGAUCACACUCUGGAGGAAAGGAGACAUUGUGAGAAGAAGUAUGUCCCAACAGGCCACCAUUGCCGCCCAAAGGUUCGAGGGAUCGAACUCUGAAUCUGCAUCAGCACAAGCCAAAGAGGAGAAUAACUAAACACAAGACGCUGUACGUUCCCUCAACAAUUCAAACGAACCUUGUUACGUCAAAAUAAUGUUUUAUAAGUCUUGAAGGGAUCAAUGUGACGGGUGACAUUUGUUGAAAUAUGAGAAUCAUGGCUUCAUGAGAUCAAAAAUAAGAAUUAAGCUUGUAAAAGGCAGUUUAACUACUUAAAUGUGUAUAGAUUACAAAAUAUUUUUUUAUUUCGAUUUCCAAUACUGCGUACAUUUUUGUUACACAAUAGUGACCAAUAGUUUUGAAAUGCCAGAAAUGAUCUUUUCAUGUGUUUUCAGCCUCAAUACAUUCCUCUUGUUAUGCUCAAAUUUUGCUUAAGUCUAGUGCACUGAAGAGUCUGAAUCUAGCUUCUAUACUUUGUCCUGUUUAAUGAGCCCAAAAUGAGAUUUACUGUGAUCUUUUGUUGCAAAUCUAGCGCUUCAUCUAGAGCUCUGCACAGUAUUAUUCUGUCAUUUAGGGUUUUACAAAUGAAGGCCUCCAUAGAAAUGUGCAACAAGGGAACGUCUUGUCAACUACUAACUUAUGCAAGGCAACACCUUUUGUCUUUUUCAUGAAUAUUUUUAUUGUUGAGAUUUUUUUUGAUCCGUGAUCUUAAGUGUUUAUUUCCUAUUAAAAUGAAUCAAUCAUCAUCACGGCAGCACGAGGUUCCAGUAUUCUCGACAUUGCAUUCAAAUGCAGUAAUAGAGAAAGUCCUUUUUGUGAUUGUUUGCUACGCAUUUUUAAGGUGAAUUUUCCAUUAUUACACGUGUAUGUCAUUGUAUUAUACUAAAUAUUUGUUUAAAAGCAUAUUAGCUGUUCAGGUGAUGAGGUAUGACUAUUAACCGUAAAUAAAACUUCUGCAAAAGGCUCAUUUAAUCAGCCCUAUUGUAAUAAAAUUUACUAACCUCUGCA
Megalobrama amblycephala (Wuchang bream) is the source of this 2254-nucleotide messenger RNA. It is a transcript of the gene vps26b, whose product is annotated as VPS26, retromer complex component B. The record is from RefSeq and is a predicted model, not a curated record. The transcript has 6 exons. Gene Ontology annotation, biological process: intracellular protein transport; retrograde transport, endosome to Golgi. Lineage: Eukaryota; Metazoa; Chordata; Actinopteri; Cypriniformes; Xenocyprididae. Bases 350 to 1345 code for a protein of 331 amino acids. Gene Ontology annotation, cellular component: endosome; retromer complex.